Messenger RNA from Stegostoma tigrinum, 2291 nucleotides. RefSeq names its product zinc finger protein ZFP2-like. The transcript is spliced from 2 exons. Gene Ontology annotation, molecular function: DNA-binding transcription factor activity, RNA polymerase II-specific; RNA polymerase II cis-regulatory region sequence-specific DNA binding. The coding region runs from base 486 to 1439 and encodes 317 amino acids. The record is from RefSeq and is a predicted model, not a curated record. Gene Ontology annotation, cellular component: PcG protein complex; transcription regulator complex. Lineage: Eukaryota; Metazoa; Chordata; Chondrichthyes; Orectolobiformes; Stegostomatidae. Gene Ontology annotation, biological process: regulation of transcription by RNA polymerase II.
GACGCCUGGAAGCUGAGCGGAUGCGAGCGCGGUGUGGGUGAGACUGAGUUUAGCUCUGCGAUCUCGGACCGGAGCCGCCGGGCCCGUGAGUGUGCAGCGUACGAACGAAGAAGGAUCCACCACGGGUGGGGAGCGCGGCGAAGCAGCCGGCGCCACGGCUCGCCCCGCCCCCUCCAUACCCACCGUGGGUAGCUGUCUGCUCCGGUUUCCACCGAGUCCCAAUCGCGCGACAAAGAGGACGCCCAGUGUGCCCCGCGUCCGGCCCAUGUCGAACAUGCGCAGUCAGCGGGCAGGGGAACGAACGCCUUUCGGAUAGAGCGAUUUCAAAGGCGCGGAGCAUGGUGGGAACAAUGGAACCCCUGCUGUUGCCUCACCCCCACCUUCCAGGCGGGUGUUAGAAGAAGAGGACAUUUAGGCAGAAACCUCAAGGCCUUGCUGACACAUCACACUGUUGAUCAGGACUUGAACAUCUUCAGCAUUCAAUCAUGGAAGCAAAAAGCACCAGUCGUAAUGGGGAGAAACCAUACAUGUGUUCUAUAUGUGGUCGAUGCUUCUGCCGAUCAUCUGGCCUAUCAAGACACAAGCACAGCCACACCAGUGAGAAACCCUGUAAGUGUGGGGACUGUGGAAAGGGAUUCAGCUACCCAUUUGAGCUGGAAAUUCAUCAGCGCAUGCAUACUGGGGAGAAACUGUUCACCUGUACCAUGUGUGGUAAGGGGUGUACUCACUUCUCUGCCCUCCGGAAGCACUGGCGAGUUCACACUGACCAAAGACCUUUUAAAUGUCCAGACUGUGGAAAGUGCUAUAAAAGUUCCUGGGAACUUACGUGCCAUCAACGUGUUCACACUGAUGAACGACCAUUCAGGUGCACUCACUGUGGAACUGGGUUCAGGCGAUCAUCUGACCUCACUGUACACCAACGUAGUCACACUGGGGAGAGGCCAUUCACUUGCCCUGUGUGUGGGAAAGGAUUUACUCAGUCUUCCCAGCUCAGUACACACCAACUUGUUCACACUGAUAAGAGACCUUUUAAGUGUCCUAACUGUGAGAAGAGCUUUAAAAGCAAAAAACAUCUAGUGACUCACCAGCGAGUUCACACUGGCGAGAGACCAUUCACCUGCUCUGUGUGUGGGAAGGGUUUUGGCCGUUCAUCCUACCUGCUGAAGCACCAACUGGUUCACACUGGGGAGAGGCCGUUUACGUGCUCUGAGUGUGGAAAAGGGUUUGCAUGUUCAUCCUACCUGCUGAAACAUCAACGGGUUCACAAUGGAGAGAAGCCUUUUUCCUGCUCUGUGUGUGGGAAGAGAUUCACUUGUUCAUCUAACCUACUGAAACAUCAACGGGUUCACACUGGCGAGAGGCCAUUCACCUGCUCCACAUGUGGGAAAGGAUUCACUGUGUCAUCCAAUCUGUUGAAACACCAGCGUGUUCACAAGUGAAUGCAGACUUUAAUUUGUGCUGAUUUUGCUGCUGUAAAUGAAGUCAAAAUUUGAACAUUGUGACAUUUAGGAUUUGUUUCUGAUAAUGUUAGCAAUCCCAAUACUGGAGUGGAGUUUUAAGAUUAUUUUAAAAUGUGAAUUAGGUCAACAUUGUUUUGAACACAUUGCUGCAAGAUUUUGACUUUCCCACCAGUGUUUAGCAUUAAUUGGCUGGAACUAGAAAUGAAUAAUGUGGGAGAAGGGUCACGUGGAUCGAACAGGAAUUGAGUCUAGACACAUUCCUUCAGGGUCAAGGGUCCUGUGGACUUCACUUGGUAAAUGUUGAAAGGAUAUUUUCCGUUGUGUGAUAGUCAAGUACUAGGUGAAAAUAAGUGAAUCACAUUUGGUCUUCCUUGAUUGUACUGCUCGGAUAGCAAAGUACACAUGCUGCUUAAUCAUGAGGCGUAUUAAGAUUGUGGCAUGAGCCCUCUCUGCCAUUGUUCAGAGCCCCUAAUGACACAUAAGUGGUCUCUAUAGUUGUGGUUAGAAUUUGCAAGAGCGACAAAGAAUCAUGUGCCAUCAGAUCAUGGUUUCAUGUCAAAUUGUGACCUAUUCCUCACUGAAACUGAAAGAAAACUGACCUGUUGGUAAUUGUGCAAAGUUAUAAUGUGUUGGUUAAGAGAUGAGUCUACUAUUUUAAUAUCUAUUGAAAAUAAUUUGUUUGGAGUUUGCAUUAAAAUAACAGAUGUACAAUUUCACAGGAGCCUGUUAGCUACUGGUAUAAUUGUGUAACAGAUAUUUAACUUCCAGGUACAGAAAAAUCUACAGCAUGUUUCUCAGUAGGAUUGUUAUAUUGAUGUGGGCUCUUCUCGA